GCUGUUGUUUUCAACAUCUUCAUUCCCUCAGUUCCCAUCAACACAGAAGAAAUGUCUAUUUUGGAUUGAUGUAAAUCCGUGCCUGGUAGCAGUGUUGAGGAUCAGUAACCAUCUCUACCCCACUGAAAGACAGACAAUUGCAAUAGCUAAUUAUGUCUGAAGGAAUAGUCUACGCUGAUGUAAAGUUCAAAAAGCAACAAAGGACUGAAGGAAAAAAUUGCGCAUCCACAGUAAAUGAUACCACACACUCUGAAAUUUCCAGAACCAGACGCAACCAGCCAUCUAUCGACCCUAAUGCUGGUGACCCUGAUUCUCAGGAGGGGUCAAAGGUCAAACCAAGUGGAUAUGACCCUGUCAGAGUUGUUCUGGUGACUCUCUGUGUUCUUCUGAUGGGUGCUGUCAUUGGACUUGGGGUUCUCUUUUUGAAACAUAAUCAAGAAUUGAUUGUGCAGAGAACUUGCUGUAAGAUCACAGAGGAUGAGCGUCCAAUAUGUGCUCAUGAUUGGAUGUGUCACAGGAAACACUGCUAUUAUUUUUCCAAUGAUAGUCUGACCUGGGUUGAGAGUCAGGAUAAAUGUGUCUCCAUGGGAGGACAGCUGGUCAUCAUAGACAGCCUUUCUGAGCAGACUAUCUUAGAUAAGAAAGUUGGUGCUAUAAUGAGUGGUGGUGAAGACAAGUUCUGGAUCGGACUGACAGACCAAAAAGAAGAGGGAAAGUGGUUAUGGGUGGACGACACACCUCUAGAUUCAAAUAACAGCUUCUGGUUUGCUUCCCAAAAUGGUGAGAAAGAGCCUGACAACUGGCAAGGAGAUGAGGAAAGAAAAAAUCCAGACGGUGAAGACUGUGCUAGAAUGGGAGAAGAAGGUGGUACUCAUGAUGGCAAGAGUUGGUUUGAUGUCAACUGUGGUUGGUCUCACAGAAGAAUAUGUGAGAUAAUGUUAUUCUGAAAUGUCAUUUUUGUCCUCCCCAGUUUUAUCAUUGGAAUGUGAUACAAAACAGGCUUUAGGACCGUGGACGUGUGUCCGAGCAGUCGGGUAGUCUGUUUGAAGUGUUUAUCCGACCGGAUAAAAUAAAAAUUUAAAAUACCUUAUGUCCCUCCCACUUGAUACACUGUGAUACAGUAUCUGUGUGAAACAAAACAAAAAAGUAUUGAAUUUUGCUAUGAACAUAAAAGUAUCUUUACGUUUCUUUUUGCUGACAUUUAUAAUAAGAAGUGAGGAUAAACUGUAUUGGUAAAUGUAUUACAGUAGCUUACUGCUGAUGUUUACAAACUGCUUGUUAUCAACAAUAUGUUUAUGCUUUAUGCGUUUUAUGCUAUAAUGUAAAACAAGAACAAAUCUACAACUGUGCCUAACAAAAACCAUGUCAGAUAUUUUCAGUUCAAAACUAUCUUUUGGUAUUUAUUUCAUUAGUCCAUUGAUGAUAGUAGUUAGGUUUCGGUCCAAUUGGUGACAGUUGUUCAUGCGAAUAAAAAAAAAUGGCAUAAAAAUAGUAUGCGCAUUUUCCCACCAGAGAUGUUUCCAUCAAAUUAACAUGUUGUGGAUAAAACGCUGUGUGUGGGUGAUAACCUAGUGAACUACUGUUGUGGUUAAAUUCCCAUUCCCAAAUAUAAAAUACAAGUUAAAUGGAGUUCUGUAGUAUUUUCACCUCUACUGAUGGUUUUGUGAAGAAACUAAAUGUGUUUUUGCGAAUGUGCCCACUCUUGUAUUAGCGUGUGCACUAUAUAGCCAAUUAUUAUGGACAAAAGAGUGAGAUAUAUUUUAUUUGUCAAAUGACAGCCAAGCAUUGAUCAUCAUACCACCAAAAUAAGACCCUCAGAUAUUUUUUCUGUAGGAGCAUCAAGCGUAUCACCUUGAACUUUCCCCACCCUGUGAAGUUCAUUAUAAUUUAUUUUGCUAAGACUUCAUUUUAAGGGGUCCGUAUUACAGUAUAAUAAAUGUGUAAUUACACUAACAAAUAUUGUAGUUAAUUUGUAAUAAAUCACAGUUGCACUGUAGUAACAACAUGUAAUUGAUGGUAAUUGCAGUCUGUAAUUACAGAGGAUUUACAACAAAUACUUGUUACCAUGUUUGUUACUAAACUCACCAAUUUAGUGUUUAGUUUCUUCUCAGCUACAUCCAAUUUAGUAUAAACUGUCAAAAGGUUUAAUCUCUUGGACAGAUGAGCUGGGUGUCCGAGAUUACUACGGUUGGAAACUCAACAAGCUCUAUUUACCUACCCGUGAAUGGCACACUUCAACUUCUCCACUCAAUG
This is a messenger RNA of Oncorhynchus gorbuscha (pink salmon), 2253 nucleotides long. Its product is annotated as C-type lectin domain family 4 member D-like. Lineage: Eukaryota; Metazoa; Chordata; Actinopteri; Salmoniformes; Salmonidae. The transcript is spliced from 7 exons. The record is from RefSeq and is a predicted model, not a curated record. Bases 153 to 947 code for a protein of 264 amino acids.